Mercurialis annua (annual mercury) is the source of this 663-nucleotide messenger RNA. RefSeq lists its product as uncharacterized. The record is from RefSeq and is a predicted model, not a curated record. NCBI's taxonomy places the organism in Eukaryota, Viridiplantae, Streptophyta, Magnoliopsida, Malpighiales, Euphorbiaceae. The transcript is spliced from 3 exons. Bases 1 to 663 code for a protein of 220 amino acids.
AUGAGCAAGACCUAUGAUAGAGUUAGAUGGGACUUUAUUAGAGUCAUGAUGCUGAAUCUGGGUUUUAGCUCAAGAUGGGUAGACCUGACAAAUGCUUUUCUUAUGUCUAUUCGUUACACUAGCAUUGGAGAUAUUUUGAGAUGGUUGACUAGUUUGUUGAUUGAGAGUGAACAGAAUGGUAGACUUCACGGUAUAGGAGUUUGUAGGGGAGCUCCAGCAGUCAGUCACUUGUUUUUUACUGACUGUUGUUACUUGUUUUUUCGGGCAAGCUUGGAGGAGGCGGAGGAAAUUAAAAGGGUCCUUGAUCUAAAAGUCACGGUGGAUCAAGGGAAGUAUCUCGGUCUUCCAUCUCUUAUAGGGAGAAACAAGAGACAAAAUGUUCACUUUAUUAAAGAUAGAAUUCGACAAAAAGGGAAGGGUUGGAAUGCUAAAUUCCAUUCCAAAAGUGGGAAGGAGGUCUGUAUUCAGUCUAUAUCGCAAUCCAUUCCGAAGUAUAUUAUGAAUGUCUUUUUAAUUCCUAAUGGGCUUUGUGAUGAGAUUAAAAGGAUGAUGAAUUUAUUUUGGUGGGGGAGAAACCAAUGGGAGAGGAAAGGGAUUAAUUGGGCUAGUUGGAACAAACUAUGUUUGCCUAAGAAGUUUGGUGGUUUGGAAAAAAAUCCGUGA